Molecule: messenger RNA, 990 nt
Organism: Uncinocarpus reesii 1704
Lineage: Eukaryota; Fungi; Ascomycota; Eurotiomycetes; Onygenales; Onygenaceae
Product: putative dioxygenase
Exons: 4
Coding region: 1-990 (329 amino acids)
Molecular function (GO): dioxygenase activity
Source: RefSeq, a predicted model, not a curated record
AUGUCACAAACACAGCUCCCCAUCCAGCUCCCCAUUAUCGAUAUCUCAAAUGCCGACCCGGAAACGGGCAAGGCAAUGAUCGAUGCCGCCACAAACUAUGGAUUCCUAUACGUUGAUAGUGCAAGCACUGAGAUUUCCAAUGGGAAUGUGGAUUCAGCUUUUGCAAUGGCACGAAAGUUCUUUGCAUCUCCACACGAAGAAAAACAGCAAGUCCGAAUUGGGCCAAAUACUAAUUCUCGCCGCAGAGCCUUCAACUUUGGCGAGUUCAAGGACAACAAAGCACAGCAGCCACUGCCUCCAUCCCUCAUCCCCCAUGAAGCAGAAAUAUCCAAUUUCAUGCAUCUAUGCCGCAAGACAUGCGACCGUAUUCUAUCCCUGCUCGCAUUAGGAUUAGGAAUACCCCCAGACUGGUUCACCAUCCGCCACGACCCCUCCCAAGGCCCCUCCGGCGUCACAUUUCGUUUCCUCUACUACCCAGCCAUCCAAUCCCACUCCCCCUCCACACCCCACCGCACCACCGACAUCCGCGCCGGCGCCCACAGCGACUACGGUAGCAUCACCCUCCUCUUCCAACGCGACGGGCAACCCGGUCUCGAAAUCCAGACGCCCACGGGAGAAUGGGCACCCGUGCCCGUCCGACCCGCCCCCAGAGGGCCUGCGGAGACCGGAUUUCCGCCGAUCCUGGUGAAUAUCGGGGAUAUCUUGAGCUAUUGGACCAAUGGGCUUUUAAAAUCUACGGUUCACAGAGUCGUGUUUCCCGCAGAGGAGCAGGCGGGUGCGUCUCCGGGAAAAGAUAGGUACAGUAUGGCGUAUUUCUGUCAUCCGUUGGACGAUGCGGAGCUAGUGCCGGUGCCUAGCAGGCUUGUUGAGCAGCGGAGGGUGGAAGGAAUGGGUCUGGGACCUGCGGAUGGGAGGAUUAUGACGGCGCGAGAGCAUCUUGUGAGAAGAUUGGCAGCGACGUAUGGUAGGAGUCCUGAUGAGUACAAGUGA